Eutrema salsugineum is the source of this 1067-nucleotide messenger RNA. Its product is annotated as probable DNA double-strand break repair Rad50 ATPase. Lineage: Eukaryota; Viridiplantae; Streptophyta; Magnoliopsida; Brassicales; Brassicaceae. The transcript is spliced from 4 exons. The record is from RefSeq and is a predicted model, not a curated record. Bases 272 to 757 code for a protein of 161 amino acids.
GAAGAAGAGGACAGAGAAGAGCCAGUGAGAGAAGAGAGCUUUACCACACACAAACCCACUCAGAAAACUCAAAAUCCACCACACCCCAUCCGCCAUUAAAAGACAAAAGCUUUUUGCUUAGAUUCAAUCCAAAUCAGUAAAAAUAGGGUUAAUCGAAGAACCUCACCGGAAUUCCACAGAGGAAUUGCAUCGAUCGCGUUCCUGCUGCGGCUUGAGGAAGAAGAAGAACAGUGACAGUAAUCAACAGAAGAAGAAGGAAGAGAAAUCGAAGAUGGAGACGAAGGAAGCGCAGCCUCAGAACCAGCCGAUGGUGAGCUUGAGCUUCAGCAGUCAGAUGUCUAGAGAAGACGAGGAGAUGGCUCGCUCUGCUCUCUCUGCGUUUAGGGCUAAAGAGGAUGAGAUCGAGAAGAGGAAAAUGGAGGUUCGUGAACGGGUCAAGGCUCAGCUGGGUCGAGUCGAGGAAGAAACCCGACGUCUCGCUCAUAUCCGCGAGGAGCUUGAAACUAUGGCUGAUCCCAUGAGGAAGGAAGUUUCUUGGGUGCGUAAGAAGAUUGAUAGCGUCAACAAAGAACUCAAACCGCUAGGCGCUACAGUUCAAAAGAAGGAAAGGGAAUACAAAGAAGCACUGGAUACAUUCAACGAGAAGAACCGCGAGAAAGUUCAGCUGAUCACCAAGCUAAUGGAGUUGGUUGGAGAAAGCGAGAAGCUGAGGUUGAAGAAGCUGGAGGAGCUUAGCAAGAGCAUAGAAACUGAGUGAUUCAAUCUCAAAGUCAAAGAGACCAGCCAGUCAAGAACUAAUUGGGCUUAGGGUUAUGGUUCUAUUUAUUGUAAUUUUUUAAUUUAUUUUUCACUUUGGAAGAUGUGAAAUUCGUGUGGUUUUUUUAGUUUAUGGGUGUUUUAGUUUUUUUAAAUGGAUUGUGGGUUGAUUUGUAAAAUUAUGAUGGGUGUUUAUGUUUUUGAUUAACCAAAUUAGGGAAGGGAUAUGGGAUAAUGCUUAGGCUACUGAAUGCUAAAGGGUUUGUAAGUUUGAAUUAUCUUUCUUUUGUUCUAAAAUAUUGUUUUAUUUA